This is a messenger RNA of Oncorhynchus tshawytscha (Chinook salmon), 2129 nucleotides long. RefSeq names its product extensin-like. The record is from RefSeq and is a predicted model, not a curated record. Gene Ontology annotation, cellular component: nucleus. The transcript has 5 exons. Gene Ontology annotation, molecular function: deoxycytidyl transferase activity; DNA-directed DNA polymerase activity. The coding region runs from base 317 to 1861 and encodes 514 amino acids. Gene Ontology annotation, biological process: error-free translesion synthesis; error-prone translesion synthesis. Lineage: Eukaryota; Metazoa; Chordata; Actinopteri; Salmoniformes; Salmonidae.
GCGAGCUUUCACUGACCUGACAGGGAGGAGGGUUCAAGCCGGUAAACAGUGACGGGAGGAACCGCGGAGUUGAGAGGGAGAGCGAGAGAGGGAAAAAAGCAGCCAGGCUGCUGAAAAUGGAGAGUACACAUAGAAGGGUGAUCGAAAAUAAUGAAAGAACCACGAGAGGAUGUCAAACUUGGAAGACCACGACAGUUACACCAAACUCCAAAUAAGGAAUAACUCCACUGCCUCCUAGACGGGUUAGAAGCCUGCGAGAGCGACAUUUAGCUGCUUGGUAUCAGGACAAGUCAGUCAGAGAGGAAAGGGUGGAUACAUGGCUUCCAAGGUGUCCAAGCUGGAUGAGCAGUUUAAGCUGGACGCCCCGAGAGAGAAGCCGAAAGAUGGAGCCUGCUCCAGCAUCUUCACUGGGGUGGCCAUCUAUGUCAAAGGGUACACAGAGCCCAGUGUGGACGAGCUGCGCAGGCUGAUGAUGCUGCAUGGGGGUCAGUUCCACGUGUACUACUCCCACUCUCACACCACCCACAUCAUCGCUAACAACCUGCCCAACAGUAAGAUACAGGAGCUGAGGGACCAGAAGUUGGUCCGGCCAGAGUGGAUCACUGACAGUAUCAAGGCUGGCCAUCUCCUGUCCUACCUGCAGUACCAGCUCUAUGCCAAGCAGAAAGGACUGAGCUUCCCCAGUGUGUCUGUUCACCAGGGCCAAGAGCCUGCAGGACCCCUCCAUGGGCGGCACCUACCCAGCCACAGCCUCAAUAACCACAACCCAGCCCCUAGCCUUGGGCAGCCCCUACCCAGGCACCACACUCCUACAUCCAGCCACAGUCAUCUACACACAGACAAUCUACACCCCCAACCCAAACACUAUAACCCCCUAGCUAGCCACCGCAGUCCCCAGCCCAGUCACUCUCUCCCCAGCCACCUCAACCCACAGCCCAGCCACUCUCUCCCCAGCCACCUCAGCCCCCAGCCCAGCCACCUCAGCCCCCAGCCCAGGCACCUCACUCUACGACCCAGCCUCCUCAGCCCCUUUUCCUCAAACCACCUUUACUCUGACCCAGGGCACAUCACCCACCACCCACCCAGCCACGGGCAACCCAAGUUAGGCUGCAUCCAGCCUCCUUCAGCCUACACCCACCCACAGACCCCUGGUCCCGUCCCUGCAAACCCCAGCCACGAACACUCUAAACCUGGACAGGCACAACCUCCUUCCAUCCUCUGUAUCUCCAGUCACCUCCAGCACAGCUACCGGGAGCUGGACUUCAGACUGAAUGGAUCAUUACUGACCUCUUAUGAAAAGACUCGGAGCGUCAAAAUGAACUGGGUCCAAGAGUUGGGUGGUGAGGACCCCUGUCCUGUCAAAACUCCCAGAGGGGUGAAGGACCCCACUCUGACCAACGGUCACACCCAUCCUGUGAAUGGUGCCAUAAAUCCUCUGGACCUCUCCCCAAACCCCACACGACACACACCCACUCCAGACAGGGGGUUACUCCAUACUCUCCAAUCCAUACCCUCACAGCCUGACAGCCCCUUAUCCAAACCCCCUAUCCAACAUGACACCCCCAGACCUCCCCCUGUCUCUCACCACAGACACCACGCACAACUGGCCAAUGAACAGAGACCCAAGCCCCCUCCGCCCACCUAUCAGGAGGCGAUGGCUGCCUCGGCAUCCCGCCCCCUGGAUCUCCCGUCUCAAUCAGAUUUCCCUCCUGAGAAACCACUCCCCCUUGCUAACCCAAACCCCUCCCCUUCCCCUGUCUGUCUGAAUGGCAGCCACCACAAUGUUUUUCCUUCUAACCCCACCCCCUGGAAACCAACAGCCUAUCAGCCAACACUUUUCCUUCUAACCCCACCCCCAUAGAAACCAACAGCCUAUCAGCCAACACCUUUCCUUCUAACCCCACCCCCUGAAACCAACAGCCUAUCAGCUGAAACCUUUCCUUCUAACCCCACCCCCCUGGAAACCAACAGCCUAUCAGCCAACCCCAUUCCCUCAAACUACGCUCCUCCGAACCACGACCAACAAUCAGCAAAGGUGAAGACCGGGGGGAUCAUCUCAGAGUUUUACUCCCACUCUCGUCUACACCACAUCUCCACGUGGAGAAGUGAGUUCUCUGAGUAUGUCAACA